GUCAUCCUGAGUGGCCUAGAAUGAGUGUCAAACAAAGGCUAGAUGACCUGAUCUCCCCCGACCCCGGUCAAGACUGUUACCGUGCCAGGUGUGGUGGCACAUACCUUUAACCCCAGCACUCGGGAGGCAGAGGUUAAGCAACCCUAAUGCCUCAGACAGACAAGCAAGUAUGUAUCCCACCGGAGCUGCCGGAAUUGCUGAAGCAGUUCACCAAAGCUGCCAUCCGGACCCAGCCUCAGGAUCUUAUCCAGUGGGCGGCCGAGUAUUUUGGGGCCAUGUCCCGUGGAGAGAUUCCACCAGUGAGAGAGCGGUCUGAGCAAGUGGCUUUGUCCAACUGGGCAGAGCUAACACCUGAGCUGUUAAAGGUCCUGCAUUCUCGGGUUGGUGGAAGACUCAUCAUCCACGCAGAUGAGCUGGCCCAGAUGUGGAAAGUGCUGAAUCUACCGACAGAUCUGUUUAAUAGUGUGAUGAACGUGGGUCGCUUCACAGAGGAGAUUGAGUGGCUGAAAUUUCUAGCUCUUUCCUGUAGCUCUCUUGGAGUUACUAUUGCCAAAACUCUCAAGAUUGUGUGUGAAGUUUUAUCCUGUGAUCACGAUGGAGGACCUCCCCGGAUUCCUUUCAGUACCUUCCAGUUUCUCUACACGUAUAUCGCUGAAGUAGAUGGGGAGAUCUCUUCAUCCCACGUCAGCAGGAUGCUAAACUACAUUGAACACGAAGUAAUUGGUCCUGAUGGUUUAAUCAAGGUAAAUGACUUUACCCAAAACCCCAGGGUUCGGCUGGAAUAGAAGCACAAUUUUGGCAAUUUUAAAGGAAGAUACAGAGAUGGUUCUACUUCGAAAUAGCCAAACCCUUACAUACACCAUCCAAAGUCAAUUUUCA
Molecule: messenger RNA, 879 nt
Organism: Jaculus jaculus (lesser Egyptian jerboa)
Lineage: Eukaryota; Metazoa; Chordata; Mammalia; Rodentia; Dipodidae
Gene: Ropn1
Product: rhophilin associated tail protein 1
Exons: 6
Coding region: 147-785 (212 amino acids)
Source: RefSeq, a predicted model, not a curated record